AUGGAAGAAGCGCAAGAGUACGAAGAACAAGAGGGUGAAGACAGAUACCCCACCCCAAAAUCCUCCUCCAUCCUCGAAGACACCACAAGAGCCCUAUCCUUCGAAGAAGCCGGAGAGUGUCUUCACACCCUAGGAAAAUGCGACUCUGGGCUAGGUUACGCUUAUUUAGGACUGAACGCUUCUAAUAAAGGCUUGACAGACAUACAGGUGAUACCGAAGUUCAAAUACGUGCUCUACGUGGAUGUUUCUGGGAAUAGAUUAACUACGGAGGCGUUGAGGGUUCUUACUUGCAUGACGUAUCUUCUGAUGAUUCGGGCUGAUAAGAAUGUUUUGGACUCUGCGGAGCUGGAUCCUAUGCCUUAUCUACAGGUGCUGACUCUAAAGAACAACAAACUAACAACCACCCUCGGCAUCUCGCACACUCUCCUCGAAUGCCUCGAACUCAACUACAACAACAUAGAAGAAGUCACCCUAAACCCCUACGACCUGACAAACCUAAAAACGCUCGAACUCCGAGGAAACAUCCUAACAACCACCAACGGUAUAUUCUUCCCAGGAUUGACUCACUUAUACCUAGCAGAGAAUCAGAUAGAAAAAUUAGAAGGAUUAGAAAUACUCAUUAAUCUGAAGAUCUUGCAUCUGAGAAGUAACAAGCUGGUGAAUUUGGAUGGGUUUGAUUCAAGAUGUGCGAAGCUCAGUUAUGUGAACUUGAGGAACAACGAAUUGACAAAGUUAUCGGAGCUGGAGAAGUUGAGUUGCUUACCGGCGCUGGAGAUUUUGGUUGUUUUGGAGAAUCCUGCGGUGGGGGAUCCUGGGGAGGAGGAGAGUACGUAUAGAAAUAUUGUGCUGGCGAUGCUGCCGAAUUUGAGGAGGAUUGAUAAGGAUCCGGUGGACUAUCGGGAGCAGAGGGAUGCUAGGGAGUUUAGGGCGCAGAUGAUUCGGGAUGGGACCACGUUUGGUGACAUGGAUUUGAAUGUACCGAUAGAUUGA
Molecule: messenger RNA, 990 nt
Organism: Megachile rotundata (alfalfa leafcutting bee)
Lineage: Eukaryota; Metazoa; Arthropoda; Insecta; Hymenoptera; Megachilidae
Product: leucine-rich repeat-containing protein 23
Molecular function (GO): protein binding
Source: RefSeq, a predicted model, not a curated record